Messenger RNA from Acaulospora colombiana, 469 nucleotides. The record is from the annotation of a GenBank genome assembly. NCBI's taxonomy places the organism in Eukaryota, Fungi, Glomeromycota, Glomeromycetes, Diversisporales, Acaulosporaceae.
AUGGUAACAACCAAGGUGGUAACCGUGGUGGACGAAGGAACCGUGGUGGUAACAGGAACCGCAAUGGACGAUCGCGUGCCGGCCGAAGCAGGCAAAGGAAAUAGACGUCUUGUUCUCGUUCUCUCAUGGUUUGUUGACGCAUAUAUCCCAUUGUUUAAUAUCAAGAGGCGAGGACCUUCAUCUUCUGAUUACUCACCACAUAACAUUGCCGCAAAUAUUCGAUUAAAAGAAAUAAGACGAAAUAACAAAACUGUUAACAACCGUCGAGGGCGUAACAGUCUAAAUCAACGUCGGAGUUGCGGUGUGCCAAACCUCGACGUGACACGGCCAAAGCUUAGCAUUGCCCUUCAGCGGACACAGCAAAAUUCUCAACAAAACUUGAGCUUGACCAUGAGCGCGCUGGAGGUGCCAGUGUCAGCAACAAGAAACAGAUUCAAGUCAUCAAACUCCCCAUCCACACCGACUACAA